AUGGCAAAGAAGAAACAAGCUGUAAAGGAACCAUCUUCGCAAGAAGAUGAAGAAGAAAAACCUAAGAAAGCAACCAAAAGAUUUAGAGAAGAGGAUUAUGCUAAAUUACAAAAGUAUUACUCUGAACAUUACGAUACUAAAGAGGGAAAUCAAGAAGAUGUCUUCCGUUCGUUUGGCAAGUUGCAUGGUUAUUCCGUAUCGCAAGUUCAACGUGCACAUUACAGAAAACAAAAAAAAAGUAAUAACAAAAAGAAGAAAAGCAAAACUUCUGAUAAUGUAGAAAAACAAGAAUUUGAGGACAGAUUCACAAUUUAUGCACAAGAAAUGGAUGAUGAAGAAAAUAAGAAGAAGAAAAGAAAAACCGACACCAAUCAUGAACCGAAAGCAGAUGAUGAAGAUAGCGAACAUUCAUACGAGACUGAGUCAUAUGAAACCGAUUAUUUAUCCGAUGAAAUGAUUGUGCGCACACCUUCGAAAUUAACAAAAACAGUCAAUAUCAACGAUGAGACAACAUCUUUAUUUCGUCCCUACAGAUUCGAAAACGCUUCCUAUUGUUUUUUUGUCUACAGAUACCCAACUUGGACCUCUUUUCUGUUCGAUGGUAUUGACAUGUCAAAGAAAGUGAAGACAUUUUCCAUCAUUGUUACAAUUCAUUCAAGCAUUGACAAGAAAGUAAUUUCUGAUUCUUUCCCGAAUUUCGCAAGUGGUUUGGUAGAAUUAACUGAAAGAAAGGAUGAAAAAUUCACAAUUUACGAACCGAUUCCGAAAGGUGUUGAUGUUAAAUCUGUGAAAAGUGGUCUAUUCGAAUUGCAAUUACUAAUUGGUGAUAACAGAGUGUUCAUGGUGUUCUUUGAAAAGAAAGUACAAAAGUUCCAACCAUCCACAAGUCAAGCUGAGUUUUCGAAAUUCUUACUCUCUUCCGGGAUGGCACCAGUUUCUGCCAGAAGUAACACUUUCAGUGCGCCAACACAAGACAAGAAGGAUUCUCAAAAGUGA
This is a messenger RNA of Naegleria gruberi, 996 nucleotides long. RefSeq lists its product as uncharacterized. The record is from RefSeq and is a predicted model, not a curated record. The coding region runs from base 1 to 996 and encodes 331 amino acids. The transcript has a single exon. Lineage: Eukaryota; Heterolobosea; Eutetramitea; Acrasida; Naegleriidae.